AUGGACAUUGCCGGUCUCAUUUUCGGGGUUAUUGGGGUGGUGAAACCACUUGCAGAGACCGCGGUCAGUCUUUGUGAAGUUUCCCAGUCCGUUUCUCAUUUUGGAUCUGAUCUCAACGCGCUCCGGGUCAGGGUCGCGGUCGCCCAGCGACAGACGAGUACCUUUGAGGCGAUACUCCUGAAAGAGAAGCGAUUCAACUGGCUUUCGGGGUCGCUGUUCCAAGAGCUGAGUCCGUCCCAGCAGCAAGAAUUUUACGAUCUUUUCCAGGGGUUGAAGCAAAGUCUCAUCCUGUUCGUCGAGCAAGCCAAGGCAUGUGGGAUUGGGAUCGCUCCGCGGCCGGUGGUCAAGAGACUGGCCGGGGCUGACGUCCAGAUCAUCGACGGCACCGAGCGGGCCGGUGUCUAUCAGAAAUCGGCGUCGGUGGGGCAGAAGCUCUCGUGGUCGGUCAAGGAUAAAAAGGCCAUGACGGGCCUCGUCGAGGAUAUCGAGCACUGGACGAGCCUUCUCCGGCUGACGAUCCAGGACCUGUUGUCCAGUUUCCCAGGGUUUAGGGAGCUAUCCCGACUCGACGACCUUGGGAGGAGUCUCGAUGAGCAGGCGUCGGAUCUGAAGCUGGCGCUGGCCGUAAGACGGAUCUUUGUGACGAAGCCGGCGGACCUCGCGGAGCCAGCUGUUCUAAUCACAAACAGCGACAUUGCCGUCGUCUCGACGUGCGGUGGCGGCGGAAGCAGCACGCUCGGCGUGUUCACCCCGGAUCAAUCGGACAUCUAUAUCGAGACCAAGCUCUUUGCCACACAAGUCGGCGCGGCGGAGGACCAGAGACGUCUGGCCAAGGUCAAACAACUCGCUACUCUGCUCAAGCAUGCAACGGAGCCUCACCUCCGCGUCCUCAACGCCCGCGGCUACAGCUACGAUCCUCUCGGUCAAUGUGCCAGCAUCAUCUACACCAUUCCCGGCACGCUGGCACCCCGCCCCGUGAGCCUGCACCAGCUGUAUGCCAUGAAGCUCCGCGAGGCGAGACCGCCGCUCGAGACUCGAUUCCAGUUGGCUGUCGCUCUUGUCGAGGUGCUGUUCUCCCUCCACAGUCUCGGCUGGGUGCACAAGAGCUUCAGCAGCCUCAACAUCCUGUUCUUCCCCCGCAAGUCCCAGUCCCAGUCGCAGUCCGCGUCGUGGCGGCCAACGGUGGUUGGUGACCGUACCCGUUCCCAUUCCCAUGGCCAUGAUGGCCAUGGUCACGACCAUGGCCGUAACCCGCGCCGAGGGGAUCAAGACCAAGGAACCGAAAACACGUCGAUCCGUCAGCUGCUACGACACGCCGAGAUGAAGCUGGUUGGAUUUGAGCUUGCGAGACCCGAGGCCGAACAAUCGUCACUGUCUCCGAAUGCCGGCGACGGCGACCGACUGGCCUAUUUCUACCGUCAUCCUACGCGAUGGCGUGCUCCCACGGAGAGUUUCACCGCAUUACAUGAUUUAUACUCACUAGGUGCCGUCCUGCUUGAAAUCGGAUUGUGGCAACGACUCGAUCAUCUCCUCCUGGGCCAGGGGGACCGCCACCGCACCGGCCGCACCCGCACGGAUCAUGACCCGGGGCAGGUGAAGGAGGUACUCCUUCAGCACGCGACCCGCCGACUCCCGUACACAAUGGGAUCCAAGUACGCAGCCGUCGUCUGUGCCUUCCUCAAGGGCCGCUUCGAAGAAGGUCUGGACGAUAGCAGUGACACCGACACCCCCACCGGCGCCGAUGGCCCCUUUUCCGAUUCGGCAACGUGGUGGGCCGUCGCCGACCCGAGCCAUGUAUCAAAUCGGGUUUUGGUGUUGAAAGAAUUACACAAAGCGUCGAACUGCUUGUGA
Exophiala spinifera is the source of this 1851-nucleotide messenger RNA. RefSeq lists its product as uncharacterized. NCBI's taxonomy places the organism in Eukaryota, Fungi, Ascomycota, Eurotiomycetes, Chaetothyriales, Herpotrichiellaceae. The record is from RefSeq and is a predicted model, not a curated record. The transcript is spliced from 3 exons. Bases 1 to 1851 code for a protein of 616 amino acids.